AUGGUGCUCGAUUCAGCGGCAGGAAAGAUCAGCAGAGAUGUACUUGGGGCCUCAUCUGGCAGUGUUUUGGCACGUGUUCAGAGGCUCAAGGUCGAGCCUUCUCGCCAGUGCUCGCGUUAUUCGCUUGGACCAAGCUGUAUAAAUGGCUCGGUUCCUCGUGAAGAGUCCAUGUGCACACUCGAUCUUGAGAAAUCUCUUUUCAGCACUGUCGAGUGUAUCCCUGGACACACAGAGUCGCCGUAUUCCAAGCCACUUCAACAGCACAUAAUGGGUAGCAUUACGCCGAGCCGUGGCUACAAAAUCCAGGAGGUUCCAUUGGGAUCGCCUCGGCCUUUCCGUCUGGUAUGCAUCGGUGCCGGUUAUUCAGGGCUACUCCUAUCCAUCAUUGUAGGUCAGAAGAUGCAAGGGGAGAACCUUGACUAUCAGGUUUACGAGAUGAAUCGCGAUCUUGGUGGCAAGUGGCUGGUCAACAGAUAUCCGGGAUGCCAGUGUGAUACUCCGGCCCACAUCUACAACUACAGUUUCUGUCCCAAUCCACAUUGGCCCAGCUACUACGCCACCGCCUCUAGUAUCCAUCACUAUCUCAAAGACACAGCAGUCAAGUACGACUGUGAGCAAUACUUCAAGUACGGGCACAAAGUGACCAGUGCAGUCUGGGAUGAAGAGGUUGGAGAGUGGUGCCUCACGGUCAUUGACAUGGCCAAGGAAACCGAGUUUGAGGAUCGAUGCAAUGCACUGGUAAAUGCGACAGGCUUUCUUCAAACCCCAAAGUGGCCCAAAAUCAGGGGGAUGGAUCGCUUCAAAGGCCAGCUUGUCCACUCAGCCCUCUGGGAUGAGACGGUGGAAGUCGCCGGCAAGAACGUGGCAAUCAUUGGCAUUGGCUCUUCAGGGGCUAAAACCACGACACUUUUUGCCCGCUCCUCGACAUGGAUUACGUGCCCUCCAUCCAAACCAUCAGCACAACCUGCGCAGUUCGUAGAUGAACACAACAGUUAUCCCACCUCGACACAGCUCACCUUCAGCUCAGACCCCAAAUCCCUUCUCGCCCACCGUCGCGCUCUCACUAACGAACGCAACGCUGCUUUCAGGGCUUCAGGCGGUGGGCGAUUUCCUCAAAGUGCAACCCAGGAAGCUUGUCGAAAUAGUAUGGAGUCACGACUUCAGGUAGAGACCUCAGAAAAAGGCAGGAUUAUCGCUAAACGGCUGAUUCCGAAAUUUUCUGUUGGUUGCAGACGAGUAACUCCGAGCAAGGAUUUCUUGGAGACUUUGCUGGAUGAUAGAGUGGAGUGUGUCUUCCUCGAUCCACAGUCUAACCAGGCUGGAGGGAGUCCAGGUACCUCUAUCAAGACGUUUACCGGGCGGGGAAUCAUGCUGUCACAUUCGGCCAGCGAGGAGGAGGAAGAACGAGAAUUUGACGUGGUGGUAUGCGCUACAGGAUAUGAAGCGUCGUACAUCCCCUCUUUUGAGCUCGUGGGACGUGAUGGGGUGAGACUUGCGGAGCGAUGGAGCGGUUGUCACCGGGAUGGAGGUACUAACCCAGAGUGCUACCUUGGCACAACGGUGUCUGGCUUCCCCAACUACUUCAUGUUUCUGGGUCCCAACUCCCCGGUUGCGAAUGGAGGGUUAGUGCAGGCUAUCCAAGCUCAGGGCAUGUACAUCUACAAGUGUGUGAGGAAGAUGCAGACUCAAGGCGUAAGGUGCAUGGAGGUUCAAAGGAGUGUCAUGGACGAGUACAACGAACAUGCUCAGGCGUAUCUGAGGGGGAGUAUGUGGACAGAAGGAUGUCAGAGCUGGUACAAAAGAGUCGGCGAGGGAGGGGAAGACAGGGUAAUUGGUAUUUACCCUGGGAGUGCGUUCCAUUUCGUGGAGAUGAUGAGGCAUCCAAGGUGGGAGGACUACGACUUUGGCUACGGUUAUCCCGGCAUGGUUGGUGGUAGGAACGGGCCGUCUAUCAGACAAAACAGGUUUGCAUUCAUGGGCAACGGGUUCACGAGGAGGGAGGCUAUGGGUAAGAGUAUAGGCGGCACCUGUGUUGAAACCUUUGAGGAAUACUGGGACCUCAUGGAACUCCCAGGUAUUCACAGUUAGUGGCCAAUAUGACUUUGAGUUGGGAAAGCGUACGUUAAUGCGUGACUGAAGCAUGAAAGGCACCC
Molecule: messenger RNA, 2153 nt
Organism: Podospora pseudocomata
Lineage: Eukaryota; Fungi; Ascomycota; Sordariomycetes; Sordariales; Podosporaceae
Exons: 4
Coding region: 1-2088 (695 amino acids)
Molecular function (GO): N,N-dimethylaniline monooxygenase activity; flavin adenine dinucleotide binding; NADP binding
Source: RefSeq, a predicted model, not a curated record